GGUGGGGUUCGAGGCUCGGCGCUGCCUUCCCCGGCUGGGGACCGCGGAGAGGGGGGAUGGGUGUGCGUGCGCGGCCGUGCCAGGAUCUGGAUCCCCCCGCCUGCCCACCCCCAAGCGCGUCAGGGCUUUGCCUCUCCCAGCCGAGCCUCCCCGCGGCUUCUCCGCGCUCCUUAAAAAAUAUAUACGUGUGCCCCAAAGCCGGAGAGAGUGAGGCAGUCCGGCAGGGGGAAGGGCUUUCUGAGGAGCAGGGGCUGCCGAGAGGCGGAGGGAAGCGCCCCGCAGCUCCCCGCGCCCUGCCUCCAUGCCGCUCUGCCGCCGCUCGCCUUCCGCCGGGCCGGAGGAAGGGGUGUGCGAAGAUCUGUAUUAAAUGUCUGAAAUAUUUGAGCAAGUUGCCUCCUGUAUUCUGUUGCAAGCUUACUUCCCCCACCCACUUCCCGCCCUCAACUAAAGUAUGUUCAUCAGAUUGCUGAAUUGAAAAGGUUUUUCAAAGAGAGGUGUGCUGAUUAGAUAAGGAGAUGCCAUGGUCUUCUUCCGUCGAUGUAGGAAGAUAGCAGAUAUGAUCGCUUGAAAAAGCAGAGCUACCCAGUGCAAGUAUGGCUUUCGCCCAGUCGCACAUUAUGGCAGCUAGAAGGCAUCAGCACAGUAGACUCAUAAUUGAAGUGGAUGAGUACAGCUCCAACCCCACACAGGCUUUCACGUUCUACAACAUUAACCAGGGACGUUUUCAGCCCCCACAUGUGCAAAUGGUUGAUCCGGUGCCCCAUGAUGCUCCCAAACCUCCGGGGUAUACUCGAUUCGUCUGUAUUUCUGAUACUCACUCGAGAACUGAUCCCAUCCAAAUGCCAUAUGGAGAUGUGUUAAUACAUGCUGGUGAUUUCACUGAGCUGGGACUUCCUAGUGAAGUAAAAAAAUUCAACGAGUGGCUAGGUAGCCUGCCCUAUGAAUACAAGAUUGUGAUAGCAGGAAAUCAUGAAUUGACCUUUGACCAGGAAUUCAUGGCUGACUUAAUCAAGCAGGACUUUUACUAUUUCCCCUCUGUUUCUAAGCUGAAGCCAGAGAGCUAUGAAAAUGUACAGUCUCUUCUAACAAACUGCAUCUAUCUUCAAGACUCUGAAGUGACCGUGAGGGGAUUCAGAAUAUAUGGCUCCCCUUGGCAACCUUGGUUUUAUGGCUGGGGCUUUAAUCUUCCACGAGGCCAAGCACUAUUAGAGAAGUGGAACCUUAUUCCAGAUGGGAUAGAUAUUCUUAUAACACAUGGACCACCUCUCGGUUUUCUAGACUGGGUACCUAAGAAAAUGCAACGGGUAGGAUGUGUAGAGCUGCUUAACACAGUCCAGAGACGAAUACAGCCAAGGCUUCAUGUGUUUGGACAUAUCCAUGAAGGUUAUGGUGUCAUGGCUGAUGGAACUACUACCUAUGUGAAUGCAUCUGUGUGCACUGUGAACUACCAGCCUCUAAAUCCACCUAUAGUUAUUGACUUACCUACUCCAAGGAAUACAUGAUUAUAAUAAAGGAUUUCAUGUUGUGCCCAACGCAUUAGCAACUUCAUAUUGCUGACUGAGAAUGCCAAUAGGGAACUGUUCAACAAAGAAAAGUGCUUCUUCUCGUUUUCCUGCUAGAUCUUCACAGAUAAAUCUGAGUGACAAAAAAUGGAGGAUGAACAGAGACAUUUUGGUGCCAGAAACAGAUUAAAGACGUAUCACCAUUAAAAUGUUUGUGAACACAAAAAAGUGAAUGCAUUCCACAUAUAUAUACAUACACAUAUCUCUCUCUCGCUCAAGUAGGGACUUUUGUAUAUACUGUACAUUAUAUGGGACUAACUAAAAGAGGAAUGUCUUUCAGGGGAGUGUUUCUUCAAGAAAGUUGCAGUUUAAACAUAUGAGUUUAGACUAGGAUUUCCUCGUUUCAGAUGUUUCCCGGUGAGCUCUUGAUAAAAGUGAUGUUAAAGAGAUUUUCCCUUAAUUAACACAGUAAACACAAAAGAUUCUACAUGAAUGACCAGCCAUGGGAGGAAAGCUAUUAUUUCAAGCCUUCCAGGUCUUGAGUCUUAGCAUCUAUUCCAAACCAAUGCAGUAGAGGUCCAAAUUCACUGCUCUGAAAUGAAGUUUGCUCCCAUCUGACAUUAAGGGAAAUGAUGCAUAUUGCCAGCAUGCUGUAAACAGCUCAAAAUCCAAGAAGGGAGAAGGGAGACUGUGUUAAGUGCAGUAUAAACUCAGGAAUUUGUAACCUGGCCUCACCUGUGGGGAAAAAAAAGAAAAAGGAAAAAAAAAAGGUGAUAUUUCCCUUAAAAAAUGAAGGAGUAUAACUGUGUUUUCGUAUGGUAAGGCAAUGCGUGAUUCUAUGUAAAAAGCAAAAACAGAAAACAAAAACAACCACCCAACAAGCCAGUGUUCAGUAUUGAAAUUUUAAAUAAAACCCACUGGGACUAUUUGUUUAAAACCUGUUGCUGGAAUAUGCAGCCAAUAGUGAGAUUUCUGGUUUGAAUUUGGCCCAUGUCAGCUGUGACGGAAUGUCAUUGUGAUCAUUUUGUCCUUCGGGAGACUUCAUGGACCUCAAGGGGGGGUCAUCCAGAGGUGGGGUUUGGGCAUUUGUUUUUGGAUAGCUAUGUAGUAGCGUAAGUGCAAUGAGUGAUGAGUAUAUGUCAGCGGGUACGGAGCAGAGGUUGCCUCACAAAACCUGUCAUGGCCAUGUACCCAUUCAUGGACAAUGCUGGGGGAGGCCCAAGACAAAACCAUAAACUCAGCUGAAAUCUGUUUCUUGUGCUGUGUGUAGAUGCACCCAGGCAAAGCACGGGGUGUCGCAGGAGCUGCUAGGGAUGGCUGGCACUGAUCCUACCUGUGCAGCUUUCCUGCAGCUUAGCAGAGGUGUUGAGUCUGCUGAGUUUUCCGUGCAGUCUUAGGCAGAAGCUGGCGAACGGUCUACAAACUUGCAAAAAUACUUGCUUCAAAUGUGUCCUGCUUUGAACUAGCAUCUCCAUGCUCAGAGCAGCUUUUCUGCCAGGAUGGAGAUCACUUAACUGCUGUAACCUGAAUGAUGGCUGUGUUUGGGGCUGACUGCAUUUACAUAUUAAUCUUGUUCACACAAACUAGGCAAGUCAUCGCACUAUCAAUACUGGAUUGUUUUCAGCUCUGUGCAUAGCUCCUGUGGGCACACACAGUGGAUGGUAGUGUGGGUAACUUUUUGCCUGAUGUAUGGAUAUAAAUGUGAGCUUGGUGUAGUGACUGCAUUUAGAUUAGAUACAUAUGCGAUUUAAAGUUCGGGCUCUGCCAGCCCAGGCUAGCAGCCACAACUCUAAGGGAGGCAGGCAGAAAUACUGCGUUCUGGGGGCUUCCCACGUGUUCAUCCAAUGGAUGCUGGAAGCUGUGAAGUUCAAAGCCAGGAACUGAUGUGCUGUGGGCCCACUGACACCAAGAAACAUGGCAAGCCGCAGAGCUGUCAUUUCCUGAAGCAGCUGGGUGACUUGGGAUCUAAGCUGAUUUGCUGCUUUUUCCCGAAACAAGCAAACAAACAAAAGACAAACACAAAAAUGAGCAGCGGUUUCCUGGAGCGAACAGUUUACAGCACAAGAACAGUCCGCCAUUGAAUGCAGCUGGGUCUACUUUUCGUGAAAUCCAUUGGUGUAGAAAUUGCAGGAUCAGCUCCUAAAUCAGCAAAGACUAAAAUUCGUAGCUUAAUGUGAACCCCCACCAUCGCUGGGAAGAUGAACAAUAGCAUGCAGUUAAAGUGUCUUAUCUAGUCACAACUCGAGCAUUUUGAAACAAACGUGGCAGGAAAUUGGCUGUAUGUUAAAGAAGUCUGAAAUGUUUACAUUCACUCAUGGCACUUAAGAUACUAAAAUGUUGAAAGUGGAGGGAAGAGGUCCUUUUAUUGGCCUCAACGAAAUUUCUAUGUUGACCAUAAACUAUUCUCUUAAAAAUAAUUUUUUCCUAAGGUAUCCUCAAAAUACUGUGUAUUUUUAUGUGAAAAAGAUAUGAAAGCAGCUGUUACUUCAAAAUAUCAUUUAAACUACUUGAGGUAUGAAAUCUUAAAGGUUAUUUAAUCAUUUUGGCAUAACUUGAUUGUUGUUGUAAUUUUUGGUCAAGCAUGUUAGACAAAUAAAGUCUUAAAAGAAACA
Numida meleagris (helmeted guineafowl) is the source of this 4114-nucleotide messenger RNA. It is a transcript of the gene MPPED1, whose product is annotated as metallophosphoesterase domain containing 1. Lineage: Eukaryota; Metazoa; Chordata; Aves; Galliformes; Numididae. The record is from RefSeq and is a predicted model, not a curated record. The transcript is spliced from 8 exons. Bases 594 to 1502 code for a protein of 302 amino acids. Gene Ontology annotation, molecular function: hydrolase activity.